GAUGUUGAUCUCAUCGCUGACCAAGACCCGGCAAACGUCCGACAGAUGCUGCUUCGGGUCUCUAGAUUCCAACUGACUCGUGCCAAUAACCUGGUCUUCAUGCACGGCGACGAUGUGGUCAAAGUUGAGAUUCUUCGAGGCGGCAAAGCUCGACAGACGAAACUACCUAACGCGAAUUCGGUUCCCCUGCACUAUGCUUCUACCAGAAACCUACUAGGCUACGAUGGCGAUACCAAUACCACAAUCCCGAUUGUACACCCAUCCGUUCUCAUCCUUACAAAGAUCAAGAGGUGGUAUUCUGUUGCUGAAUCUACCCGUCCGCAAAGUAUUAGAAAAGCUCGUGGUGAUUUUGAGGACAUGAGGGCUAUUUUGCACUGGCUUGCUAAGAACAAUCUUCGUAUUGAUUUUACAGCCUACCCAGAAAAGCCAAAGGAGGAGUUGCUGCCAUGUUUUCGAAAGUUCUAUGAGCUCCAUGUUAUUGUUCACUUUUUGCUCGAGGUGACGAUGGACGCGCAGGAUUUUGCGCUUGCCUGCAACUAG
This is a messenger RNA of Penicillium crustosum, 540 nucleotides long. RefSeq lists its product as uncharacterized. Lineage: Eukaryota; Fungi; Ascomycota; Eurotiomycetes; Eurotiales; Aspergillaceae. The transcript has 2 exons. The annotation marks the transcript as partial. The record is from RefSeq and is a predicted model, not a curated record.